AUGCACCCAAACAAUCGCGAAUACACGCACCACUCGAGAGUCCGCAAGACUAGUUCACGUAUUGACCUCAUUCUAGUAUCGGCACAUAUCCUCACCGCAAUCACAGAAUGUAAAAUCGGAGACAUAACAUGGUCAGACCAUGCACCCACCUCAUUAACACUACAAGACAAAUUCCAGUUUCGGGGAACCUCACCCUGGAAACUGAAUGACACUAUUUUAUAUAAUCGCUCUUUUAAAGAUUCACUAGAAAAGGAAAUAAACCUAUACUUUACAACGAAUUGCACACCCCAAGCACAACCCCAAAACACAUGGGUAGCACAUAAAGCAGUAAUUAGAGGAUUACUCAUUAGUCGAGUGGUAUAUUUGAAGAAAACAGCACAACAUGACUAUACCUCGUUACUUAAAUUACUCAGAGAUCAAACACAAGCUCAGCUUAUCUCCCCAACCCAGGAAGGACAGACCAAAAUAUACCAAACCACAAAAGCCAUCAAUGACUUACUGUUUCGAAAGACUUCACACACACUAAGUAAACUGAGAAUGACGCAAUAUUCCCAGGGCAACACAGCCGGGACACCAUGGCAGACUUUUAUGCCGAACUGUACAAUCUAG
Molecule: messenger RNA, 609 nt
Organism: Pelobates cultripes (western spadefoot toad)
Lineage: Eukaryota; Metazoa; Chordata; Amphibia; Anura; Pelobatidae
Source: the annotation of a GenBank genome assembly